Bufo bufo (common toad) is the source of this 578-nucleotide messenger RNA. RefSeq names its product hepatitis A virus cellular receptor 2 homolog. NCBI's taxonomy places the organism in Eukaryota, Metazoa, Chordata, Amphibia, Anura, Bufonidae. The transcript is spliced from 4 exons. Bases 66 to 518 code for a protein of 150 amino acids. The record is from RefSeq and is a predicted model, not a curated record.
GGUGCAAUCAUUCCCAGGUAUUGUGCAGAUCACCUGCAAGUAUACGGUACACACACAAGUACAGCAUGUGCUGGGGGCGAGGCGUCUGUUCACUUUCUAGCUGUAACAAUGAGAUCAUCUGGACUGAUGGCAGCAAAGUGACCUGGAGAAGAUCUGACAAAUACCAGCUCAAUGGAGACCUUGAACAGGGCGACGUGACCCUUACCAUCAUCGGGGCAACUAUGGACGAUACUGGAAAAUACUGCUGCCGAGUGGAGGUUCCAGGACUCUUCAAUGACCUAAAGGAGCAGACCGAUGUAAAGAGAGAGCAUGUGAAACAUGAGGAGGUUCUGAAUGAUCCUAGGGUUGCUCUGGUUUAUGUCCCUAAAGAAUCUACACAUCCUAAAGUCACUCACAAGGAAAUUGAGGAGAUUACAGAGAUAAAUUACAGCUUCAUUAUAAGAGUGACCAUCGUUUUUUCCCUCGCCUUCAUGCCUCUGCUCAUCUAUUCAUGCAUCAUGAAGGGGAACAGAGGCUAAGCCCUGAAUGUCUGGCCCACAUUAUAUUGGCUGCCAUUUAACACAUGUACUUUGGGCUUG